This is a messenger RNA of Scedosporium apiospermum, 306 nucleotides long. RefSeq lists its product as uncharacterized. The transcript is spliced from 2 exons. Lineage: Eukaryota; Fungi; Ascomycota; Sordariomycetes; Microascales; Microascaceae. The record is from RefSeq and is a predicted model, not a curated record. Bases 1 to 306 code for a protein of 101 amino acids.
AUGUCCUCAAUAGUCCAAGAAACCUAUGAUGAAUCCUUCGUCUGCGGAUGUCUAAACUACCAGCAACCCAUGAACUGCAGAUACUGCGGCGGCCUUCCGAAACUGGUAUUCAACUGCUCUCACUGCGAAGGCAGAGGCUACGUCUUCUACCCAUGCCCGCGGUGUCCUCCGCGUGACGGUAGGGUAUGCUCGCCAGAGACCUCUUCUUCAAAUGGUGAGGAUUCGCGGUUCGGUGGGGGGGAGAGUGGCCGGCCUGGUGCCAAGGGGAAGAAGAAGAAGGUGAAGACUCAGAAGCGCCGGGGCUGA